AGCUCCGACCCCCACGAGUUUCGUCGUUAUCGGGAGGAUGGUGGCCCCGGGUAGAGGAUUGGGAUCGUCGGUCUCUUCGCGUCCCCGUCCUGGCCCGGGAAACCGGAGGGCUCACGCUCGCCAGUGCUGUGCAGGUCGCUGUUGUCUGCAGGCCGGGAACAAUUCUUUCUUCCGAUAACACGUGCCUUUGAGAACCCAAAGUCCUGGAACCUCGCGCUAGACAUUUGCAAUAGUGGCAGCCAGGAGUACAGCACGCAGGGCCCGCGCUGGGGAGGCGCCGAAGCCCGUCCGUAGACCUAGGGGAACUUGGCUGUAGUGUCCAGCCUCAGAGAAGAACUCAUCUCUUGCAGGCCUAGGCUGGGUUGCUGCCUUUGCAAACAAGGUGAGGUUGCAACCAGAACACAGCAUGGAAUUUCCAGAGCAGUCUCACUUCAAAGCUUUAUGAAGAACGAGAACCACAUGAACUUCUGCAAGGGAUACUGAACUGGCCUGAGUUUGAGGGAAAGGAUAAUGUGUGCCCAGCCGGUCGCUAACACCAAGGAGAUCCGGUGGCAGAAGGUCUUGUAUGAGCGACAGCCCUUUCCCGAUAACUAUGUGGACCGGCGGUUCCUGGAGGAGCUCCGGAAGAACAUCUACGCCCGGAAGUACCGAUACUGGGCCGUGGUGUUUGAGUCCAGCGUGGUCAUCCAGCAGCUGUGCAGCGUCUGUGUGUUUGUGGUCAUCUGGUGGUAUAUGGACGAGGGCCUUCUGGCCCCCCAGUGGCUUUUCGGGACCGGCCUGGCAUCUUCCCUGAUCGGCUACAUCUUGUUUGAUCUCAUCGAUGGAGGUGAGGGCCGGAGGAGGAGUGGGCGGACCCGGUGGGCCGACCUGAAGAGCGCCCUCGUCUUCAUCACCUUCACGUACGGGUUUUCGCCGGUACUGAAGACCCUGACGGAGUCCGUCAGCACGGACACCGUCUACGCCAUGUCCGUCUUCAUGCUCCUGGGCCACCUCAUCUUCUUCGACUAUGGAGCCAACGCCGCCAUCGUGUCCAGCACGUUGUCCUUGAACAUGGCCAUCUUUGCUUCUGUCUGCCUGGCCUCACGCCUGCCCCGGACCCUGCAUGCUUUCAUCAUGGUGACAUUCGCCAUCCAGAUUUUCGCCCUGUGGCCCAUGUUACAGAAGAAGCUGAAGGCGUGUACUCCCCGCAGCUACGUGGGGGUCACACUGCUUUUCGCCUUUUCAGCCUUGGGGGGCCUGCUGUCCAUCAGCGCUGUGGGCGCCGUCCUCUUCGCCCUGCUGCUGGUGUCCAUCUCCUGUCUCUGCCCUUUCUACCUCAUUCGCCUGCAGCUGUUCAAGGAGAACAUCCACGGGCCUUGGGACGAGGCUGAGAUCAAAGAAGACUUGUCUCGGUUCCUCAGCUAGGUUAGGGACCCCCGUUCCAUUCCUGCAGCCUGGCAGGCGGGCCUCCCAGCGAGCUAAGGUCUGAGGCCGGGGUCCAUUCUGGAAGCAGCAGACCGAUGUGGGUGGGGGAACGGAGGCCAAAGGCUUGGCUGGUGAAGGUGCUCAUCCCUUCUGUUAUUUGCUGGGUGAGAACUUUCUGGGGCCCUCAGGGGUGACUGCAUCCUGUUUAUUCACCUUAACAGCUGAAGUGAUGUGGUUUCUAUUUAUUAAAAAAUAACAACAUAUCCAUCAAA
Molecule: messenger RNA, 1676 nt
Organism: Pteropus alecto (black flying fox)
Lineage: Eukaryota; Metazoa; Chordata; Mammalia; Chiroptera; Pteropodidae
Gene: PIGC
Product: phosphatidylinositol glycan anchor biosynthesis class C
Exons: 2
Coding region: 511-1404 (297 amino acids)
Biological process (GO): GPI anchor biosynthetic process
Cellular component (GO): glycosylphosphatidylinositol-N-acetylglucosaminyltransferase (GPI-GnT) complex; membrane
Source: RefSeq, a predicted model, not a curated record